Cavenderia fasciculata is the source of this 3264-nucleotide messenger RNA. RefSeq names its product 3-oxoacid CoA-transferase (gene oxct). Gene Ontology annotation, molecular function: succinyl-CoA:3-oxo-acid CoA-transferase activity. The record is from RefSeq and is a predicted model, not a curated record. The coding region runs from base 1 to 3264 and encodes 1087 amino acids. The transcript has 4 exons. NCBI's taxonomy places the organism in Eukaryota, Evosea, Eumycetozoa, Acytosteliales, Cavenderiaceae.
AUGAAAUAUAUUAUUCAAUUCCAUUCAAUCAUUUUAAUCCUCAUUGCAACGUUAUUCAUAGCUACAUCAUAUGCAAGUGAUAUCUCAUUCAAGACUAAUAUAAAUUGUAUUACCGGAUGCAGCUUUUCAAAUGCUGAGAAUUGGGUUGGAGGUGUUGUACCAAGCAUAGAUGACAAUGCAAUCAUUGAUAUGUCUACGAGUGGGUUUGUGACUACUCUUGUUCUUAUCACUGAUGCACUCAACGUCAAUCAACUCACUGUCAUUCAAAACAAUGAUGGUAAGACUGUCCAAGUAGCCAUCUCAAACUAUGUCAAUUUUGUUAAUCUAGUCAUCAACGGUACCGCCACCGUAGUGGUUGAAAGCGAUCAAUCAGUCCAGAUCGACAACUCCUUGUCUCUUGGUGCCGGCUCAAUCAUCUCGAUCAAUUCCAACUCUGCUGUCGUUGUCUCCAACUCCACCAUUGCUGCUGCCAAGUCCAGCAUCACUCUCUCUAUAAAUGCUAGCUUUCAGGGCAAAGGUAAUGCCAUCUUGAACGGCCAAAUCGCCGCCAACUCCCACGGUGCUCUCGAAUUUGACGGAAAUGUCUUGGUUGGGGGUCAGAUCACCUCAUACCUCUUCCUAUUUGGGUUUGCAUCGGUCGUCUACCCAGGCAGCCUCAACUGCGCCAAUAUAAUGUCACUAGGAGCGGGAAACCUCACCAUCUCAGGUGCAUCGGUUACUGCUGGGUUGGUCGCCACUCCCGCAUCGGUGUAUGUCGUUAACGGCUCCACCCUCAAUCUCAUCGGAGACACUCCCACCUCCAACACUGUCAUUGGCACGAUCCAUGUCGACGCUACAUCCAGCGUCUACAUCUUGUCUGAUGACACCUAUUUUAGAAACAUUGAAUCCUACGGGAACAUAACUAUCGAUAGUGUCUCUGCUGCCGGGCUCACCAACGGUUUCGUUGCCUACUUGAAACUCGUUCUUCUCAGCAGCGGCAGUGUGUUGCAACCAAACAUCACUCUACAAAACACCAACGUUGGUGUUGUUGUCUGUGAAGCUGGUUCGAACGUCUACUUGAACUGCGUAGACUAUUGUGAGAUUGGUGAGACACAACAAUCUACAUUUUUGCAAAUCGUCAGUUCGUCAGGUGGUAUCCUCAACUUUACCAAAUCUUCCAUUACCCUCGGACCAGGCUCGAGAAUCUCUGCCAGCUCCAAGUCUGUCAUCAUCUUUAACAGCACCUAUGUCAACACCAAUGAUAUCUACAUUGACACUGACUCACAAGUACUUAUACAAGACUCUAACAUUGGUGGUAGGUUACUCGUCAACUACUCUACCAUCACUGUAUAUGGCCAGUCGUCUGUCAGUUAUAUCGAGUUGAAUGCAAGUGUCUUGAAUGUUGUUCAAGGUAUCUUGACUGUCGUUGCCGACCUCCUCGCCUUCCAAGGUUCCACCAUCAACAUCAUCCUCCAAUCACUUGUCAUCAACCCAACAAACACACCAAUCAGAGUCACCACCGGCGAAAUUAAUGUUGCUCAAUCCAACCUAGUCAUUCAAUCCUCUGCCAAGACCAUUGCUCCAUACACUCUCUACUAUGUCAUGGCCACACCAAGAAACAUCGACGUUCCAUUCACCAACUGUACCUUUACAGGACAAUCUUCAUUCACCGAUCCAUACUUUAGCGAAUCCUUAUACAAUGGUUUCAUCUAUUUAACUUUUGAUUUCCAAAGUAAUAGUACUGACAGUAGUAUAGAGAGAGAUAGAGAGAAAUGUUAUCAGUCAGAUCUAUUAGAACUUUUUAUUGGAGUUCGUUCCUAUUCAACCUCAAAGGUUGUAUCAUCUGCAAAGGAAGCUAUUGCUGAUUUAAAGGAUGGUUCUAAAUUAUUGGUUGGUGGAUUUGGUUUAUGUGGUAUACCAGAGAAUUUAAUUAAAGCAGUUCAAGAAAAGGGAACCAAGAACUUGACAGUUGUCAGUAACAAUGCUGGUGUUGAUGACUUUGGUUUGGGUGUAUUGUUAAAGAGCAAGCAAAUCAAACGUAUGAUUUCAUCGUAUGUUGGUGAAAAUGCCACCUUUGAGUCACAGUACCUCAAGGGAGAGUUGGAGGUUGAAUUGACUCCACAGGGCAAUCUUGCCGAACGUGUACGUGCUGGUGGUGCUGGUAUCCCAGCCUUUUACACUCAGGUUGGUGUCGGUACCAUCUUGGUCGAGCAGGGUGGCUUCCCUAUAAAAUACGCUGCCGACGGCAAAACCGUAGAGAUCAAGAGCGAGCCACGUGAAACACGUGUCUUUAACGGACGUACCUACGUGUUGGAGGAGGCCAUUAAAGGCGACUUUGCCUUGGUCAAGGCUUGGAAGGCCGAUACCCGUGGCAACCUUGUUUUCAGAAACACAGCCCGUAACUUUAACCCACCUAUGGCCACUGCCGGCACAAUCACCAUCGCAGAGGUGGAAGAGGUUGUAGAAGCAGGUGAGCUCAAGCCAGACGAGAUCCACUUGUCGGGAAUUUACGUGCACCGUGUUAUCAAGGGUCCAUCGUACGAGAAGCGUAUCGAGCGUUUGACCCUUGACCAAGGUCAAAACCAAGUAGGUGCCAAACCAAAGAACGAAGCUGCCCUCAAACGUGAGAAAAUUGUUCGUCGUGCUGCCCUUGAAUUCCAAGACGGCAUGUACUGCAACCUCGGUAUUGGUAUGCCCACACUCGCCUCCAACUACAUUCCAAAGGGUAUUCGUAUCGAGUUGCAAUCAGAAAAUGGUUUGCUCGGUAUGGGUCCAUUCCCCAAACCCGGUCAACAAGACCCAGACCUCAUCAAUGCCGGCAAGGAGACUGUCACCACCAUCCCAGGCAGCUCCAUCUUUUCGUCAGCCGACUCGUUUGCCAUGAUUCGUGGUGGUCACGUCGACCUCACCAUCCUCGGUGGUAUGCAAGUCUCCCAAGUCGGUGAUCUUGCCAACUGGGUCAUUCCAGGCCAGAUGGUCAAGGGACCCGGUGGAGCUAUGGAUCUCACCGCAUCCGGCUCGCGUGUCGUCGUCACCAUGGAGCACAACUCCAAGGACGGCAAGCCAAAGAUCAUGCAAUCAUGUUCCCUCCCACUCACUGGCAAGGGUUGUGUCGACCGUAUCAUCACCGAGUUGGCCGUCUUUGACGUCGACAAAAAGAAUGGUCAAUUAGUACUCAUUGAAAUCGACGAUUCCGUCACUGUCGACAAAUUAAAACAAUUAACUGGAUGUCCAUUCACAAUCUCAAAGGAUCUUAAACCAUUACAACAAGUUAAUUUGGAUUAA